Molecule: messenger RNA, 2076 nt
Organism: Fonsecaea erecta
Lineage: Eukaryota; Fungi; Ascomycota; Eurotiomycetes; Chaetothyriales; Herpotrichiellaceae
Exons: 1
Coding region: 1-2076 (691 amino acids)
Source: RefSeq, a predicted model, not a curated record
AUGGUUCAAUAUCGCGACCACGACGACGAUCCUGCCUCUGAGACCCUUCCCCUGACGGACGAAGAGACGGCAACCGGUGCCCAGAGUCCAGAGUUGCACAUCCAAUCGACCCCCGAUUCUCCGACCACGACCGCGCUCCCGCUCCCGGUGUGGCUACGGGAAUCCGCCAGUUCCUUCAAGUUCAAAUGGGUGCCGUUGCCUCUCCGCAAAGCAGGCAGGACCGUCGCAACAUGGGUCAAGGGUCCAGUUCCGCCCCGUGUCCUCAAGAUAGAGCCAAUAUACCCCAAGAUUCAGCAAGCACCGAUUAGGCUGCUGGAUAAAUAUGCGCCGAAGAAAAAGCAGCGAGUCAUCCUUCUCGUGGGGCUAUACGUGUGCUGGUUUUUAACCUGGUCGCUCAUGCUCAAAAGUCACUCAACCUCUGGAUUCAUCAAGGGAUACGGCAAGCCCAGCAACCUGUGGUGCGGCGCGAGCUUUUGGAACGAAGGCAACGGAUGCGGAUUGAACGGGAACAUGUGUCGGCCUUUCUCUUCGGCGCAUUUGACCUUCCGCUGUCCCGCGAACUGCAUGGGCACUCAUCUGCUCGAAGAACAUAUGGUCGGGAAUCAAUCGUUGCGAUAUCAAGGGUUGGUCGUCGGUGGCCCCAAACCGGGCGAACCCGACUCCAUGCCAGUCUACCGAGCCGACAGUUUCAUCUGCCAGGCGGCCAUCCAUGCUGGCAUCGUGACGGAGGGCAAAGGCGGUUGCGGAGUAGCCACACUCAUCGGGUCUCACACCAACUUCCCAUCCACCAAGGCUAAUGGGAUUGAAAGUACGAGCUUCGUAGGGACGUUUCCCCGAGCCUUCACCUUCCAACACCUCUCGCCCACCCAGGCCACCUGUCCGACAGAUUCGCGAUGGCCUCUUUUUGUGGUGACGGCCGUCGCACUGGUUGUCCUCUCUGUCUUCACCACAUCCCCCGCCGUCUUCUUCUUCAGCACCUUUGUGAUCAUGUUUUUGCACGUCGGUCUGGUCUCAGAUCCACCCAAUACCGCCAACUUCUAUGAGGCCAUCAGCAAACUCGUGGAACGUCUUCUUCCCGCGGCGUUUAUCGUCGUCAUCCUCUAUCGCGUCGCCGCUCUGCCGCUGCUACGCGGCUUGACUGCUCAGGUCGAGAAAACAGUGCUCUACCUGGGAUUCUGUUUCAUCGGCGCGUUGAACAACUAUACAUUCGCCCCGCUCAUUCCCAUAGAACGACUGACGCCACGCGACCUGGCACAACCCGGCGCACCCUUCGCCCUCGCGCUCAUUGUCACCAUCAUCCUGGCCAUUGUCAUUUCGCAAAUUCACUUUAUCCGCAUUUCGGGCAACAUGCCCAAAUACCUCGCCAUCUACGGUGCCAUGGCUCUGGCGCUGAUCAUCUUCCUCGUGCUCCCCAACCUCCGACUGAGGAUCCAUCACUACAUCUUGGCGAUGCUGUUCAUGCCCGGAACGUUCACGCAGACCCGGGCCUGUCUGGCCUACCAGGGGCUUUUACUGGGACUGUUUGUGAACGGGAUCGCCCGCUGGGGUUUCGCAUCUAUCAUCCAAACACCCGCGGCGUUGGGCGAAGCGAACUCGGGUGGCGGCAGCGGCUCGCCGGGGUCAUGGUGGGGGGCGAAAUCGCCCAACGUGACGGCCGUCGUGGCGCCAGACAUCUCCAACAUCACAUUCAACUGGGGACCCUUACCUAAAGACAGCGGGGUGGAUGGGGUGAGCAUCUUGAUCAACGACGUCGAGCGCUGGCGCGGAUACACGGACGAGGAGCUCUUCUGGGACCCAGAAAGCGUUACAUUGCCACGACGGCACGAACGGGGCGACACGGACGACGCCCUGGAACCCGAGUUCUUCCGGUUCGCCUGGAUGAGCGGGUCGCAGACGGGGCUGUACUCGCGCGUCGGACUGUGGGACGAGCACGGCCAGUGGCACGGGCCGGAUGCCGGCACGACGAAGAACAUGGUUGUCGGGGACGAUGACGCCGAGGUGAGGAAUUAUGGGGGCAAGUUCGAUGUUGUUGACGAGGCGGGCGCUGCAGAGAAACAAGACGCAGAGGAGUUAUAG